Messenger RNA from Oncorhynchus mykiss (rainbow trout), 919 nucleotides. RefSeq names its product trypsinogen-like protein 3. Gene Ontology annotation, molecular function: serine-type endopeptidase activity. The record is from RefSeq and is a predicted model, not a curated record. Gene Ontology annotation, biological process: proteolysis. Lineage: Eukaryota; Metazoa; Chordata; Actinopteri; Salmoniformes; Salmonidae. Gene Ontology annotation, cellular component: secretory granule.
AACUCCCAGAGAUCUAAAGGCUAGAGACACAGAUACACAGGUAUAAAAGAACCACAGACUAAACCCAGGCUCAUACAGAGACCAAGACAUAAUGAAGCUGCUACUGCUGGCCUUGGCUUUGGGGUGUGCAGCGGCUGUUCCAGUGGAGGAGAAUGGAGCGUUGUUGCAGGAAGUUUGCCAACCCCACUCCAGACCCUGGCAGGUCUACCUGUGGAACACUAAGGGGGGCUGGUAUGGGGAGGAAAGGUGUAGUGGUGCCCUCAUCAACGAGUGGUGGGUGCUUACCGCCUGGAACUGCUUUGUCGAACCUGGCCACACUAUGGUUUCUCUGGGGGAGCAUGACCUGACAGUGGAGGAAGGGACAGAGCAACACAUCCGGGUGGCCAGAUAUGUGCAGCACGGGCCGUACGCACGAGGCCCCUCACACAGCCUGGCAAUGGUGAAGCUGGCAGAGCCUGCCCGGUUCACUCAGCAUAUCAUGCCCGUAGCCCUACCCACACGCUGCACUCAGCUCCACGAGAAGUGUCUGGUGAGCGGCUGGGGCUCCACCGUACCGGGACAGGACGAGCCCAAUCUAAUCCUGAAGUGUGAAACACAGCGGGUCAUUGAUGACAAGAUGUGCCAGAUAGCCUUUCCCCUUUAUUGGAUUGAACAUGCAUUCUGUGCUAAAACCAUCAUCUCAACAGACAACUGCCUGUCUGACCAGGGCAGUACUGUGGUCUGUGGGGGUGAGCUACAGGGGUUGUUCUGGUCCAGUUCUUCUGACGUUGGUUUGUACACCCGCCUGUGCCUGUACCUUGACUGGAUCAGUGACAUCAUGAACACCCCUGAUCCUACACCUGAACCUGCGUGGACCACCCCAGCAGCAGCUACAACAUGGUGAUUGAAAAGAAAAACAAUAAAGUGAUAUGUACUGAAA